CUAAAACACUAUCUCUGCUGUGUCAGGGGACUCCAACACAAUCUCUGUUGUGUCAGGGGACUCCAACACAAUCUCUGCUGUGCCAGGGGACUCCAACACAAUCUCUGUUGUGUCAGGGGACUCCAACACAAUCUCUGCUGUGCCAGGGGACUCCAACACAAUCUCUGCUGUGUCAGAGGACUCCAACACAAUCUCUGCUGUGCCAGGAGACUCCAACACAAUCUCUGCUGUGUUAGAGGACUCCAACACAAUCUCUGCUGGAUUUUG
Lottia gigantea (owl limpet) is the source of this 267-nucleotide messenger RNA. RefSeq lists its product as hypothetical. The annotation marks the transcript as partial. The transcript has a single exon. The record is from RefSeq and is a predicted model, not a curated record. NCBI's taxonomy places the organism in Eukaryota, Metazoa, Mollusca, Gastropoda, Lottiidae.